UUUUCUAGUAGUUAAAAAGCGCGCGGAAUUUGAAGCUCAUUUUACUUCGUCAUUCUCUGGAUAUAUUAGCAUUAUGGAGUGUAAAGUGUGGCGCUUGGAACGGUACGCGCGGAUGACGUCACAACCUAUAACCGGAACCGGAAACGUCGGUCAAGAUGGAUGGGAGCACUUUGAUAACAAGAAGGACACUCUGGAGUUGACAUUAACAUCCAGUAACCAUCUGUUGAUCCAUCAUGGCAGACGACAAUUGGAAAGCAUAUCGUUGACUGGUUCCGAUUCUUGGAUCAAAGGGAUCAGCAAGGGUGACAGUACUAUGGUUGUUAUGAAAGCAGAGACACAGUCUAGAAGGUUUAGGAUAAAGUUCUCGCCCACCGCGCAGUGUACUGGAGACGACAAUUGUCGCGCAUGCGUAGAAACGCUUAGCAAAUAUUUCCCAAUUAAAAUUCCGGACGACGGAGUGUGUUCACAGCAGAUACCAGCCACUCAAACAAGCCUUACCGGAAGUAGUACCACAUUGGUUGGUGACGUCACACUGAGGCAGCUUGCGGAUACGAUCUGCAACAAAUCCACAAAACUGCCGGAUAUCUACGCCCGUUUUGGCGACGGAACCCAGUGCGAUCUUGGAACAUUGAUUAAACUAUGUCUCACAGACUCCAGCUUUCCUGCGUUUGUUGAUCAAGUCGAGAAGGAGCUUGAAAUCAUCAAAAAUGAAAGCGCCUGAUUACAAACUGACUGAUUUAUAUAUUUCAAAAUAUUUUAAAUUAAAGUUUCAAAAAACUA
Messenger RNA from Ruditapes philippinarum (Manila clam), 780 nucleotides. Its product is annotated as meiotic recombination protein REC114-like. Bases 74 to 721 code for a protein of 215 amino acids. The transcript has 6 exons. Lineage: Eukaryota; Metazoa; Mollusca; Bivalvia; Venerida; Veneridae. The record is from RefSeq and is a predicted model, not a curated record.